This is a messenger RNA of Phytophthora nicotianae INRA-310, 672 nucleotides long. RefSeq lists its product as hypothetical. Lineage: Eukaryota; Oomycota; Peronosporomycetes; Peronosporales; Peronosporaceae. The transcript has a single exon. Bases 1 to 516 code for a protein of 171 amino acids. The record is from RefSeq and is a predicted model, not a curated record.
AUGUCCGCACGUCUCUGGAAGAUCCUCGUAGUGGCAUUUCUUGCUCUCUGGGGAUUCGACAUCGUUUCCAGUAAAAUGACAGCAAACUCCCAGCAGGCAUAUCGAGACGCAAAGGCGAGGCAGGAUGCAGAUCGACGCGCUACCGAGGUGAUGAGGCAGCGAAUACUUGCGGAAUCUGCAGCCAAGUUCGACCAGCAGCAGCAAAAUUUUGGCAACUACGAUGUGAAUUAUUCGAGGAAUCAGAGAUAUCGCAACUUGGGUAGCAGAAACUAUAACCGAAACAACCAGAACUCUGCUAGCAGAAACAACAACCGAAACUACCAAUACUCCGCUAGCAGAAACAACAACCGAAACUACCAAUACUCCGCUAGCAGAAACAACAACCAAAACUACCAGUACUCUACCAGAAACAGCGACCGAAACUACCAGCACUCUGCUAGUAGAAACAACGACCAACACUACCAGCACUCUGCUAGUGGAAGCAACUACCAAAACUACCAGCAGCGCAACAAUUAACCUUCUGUGUCAUGUAAAUUUACUACACUACUAGCAACCAAGUGAGGUUCAUAUACUGUGUGUAACCAAGACCUGCGCAUGGACGGUAACGACGAUGUGAAUUACUCGUGGAUCAGUGCUUUUGAAGAUUGGAAACAGUUCGGACCAACCCUCGUU